Drosophila erecta is the source of this 713-nucleotide messenger RNA. RefSeq lists its product as uncharacterized. The coding region runs from base 67 to 630 and encodes 187 amino acids. Gene Ontology annotation, biological process: positive regulation of innate immune response; positive regulation of transcription by RNA polymerase II. The transcript has a single exon. The record is from RefSeq and is a predicted model, not a curated record. NCBI's taxonomy places the organism in Eukaryota, Metazoa, Arthropoda, Insecta, Diptera, Drosophilidae. Gene Ontology annotation, molecular function: transcription coregulator activity. Gene Ontology annotation, cellular component: chromatin; nucleus.
AAGUGAACAGAAUAAAUAAGAAAUAUAUUAAGACCCAAAAAAUAUACGUACCUAUUUACUCCAGGUAUGAAUCACAUAAAGCGGAAACGUUCACUGACUCUAAGAGAAGAAUCUGAGCAUAUUAAUCAGUCAAAACGAUUUUGUAGCAACUGCAUCGAAAUGAAAUUAGAAAAAUUAUCAAGCCCACGAAUUCCAGGCAACAAUCGCAUUUCGCGAAAGCGAUCUGUUCCCUGGGAGGAAAACUCACCAGAUAAUUUUUGCGCAAAACGAGCAAAAUAUCAGAUCAUAGAAAGGAAGUUCAAAAUAAGCACGGAGCCAAAGAUUCCAAAUGAUUAUUUGAUGGGCUUGCCAGUACUGCCUGACUCUGACGCCAGUGAUUCGGAGGAAGGUUGCCCAAAAUCAGAGAUUCCGGCGGCCAAAUCAGAAACUGAAGAUAACCGAAAACUAUUUUCCUAUCGGCAGUUAAUGUUUAUUUGUUCUGAGCUGAUGAAACGAUGCGAUGAUCGAGUUGUGCAGGAAUAUGAACUAGCAUUGACUCAAAGAAUGGCAGAGCAGUAUGAUACAUUUAUCAAGUUCAACCACGACCAAUUGCAGCGAGAAUGUGAACACAAGACCACUUAUUUGUCGUAGUCUUUAAUGUUGUGUUUGGUGUUAUUAUAUUUUUAAUUUUUUCGUUUAUGUAUAUGUUGGUUAUCUGAGAAUAAAAUAAUAUC